Plutella xylostella (diamondback moth) is the source of this 1190-nucleotide messenger RNA. RefSeq names its product STAGA complex 65 subunit gamma. NCBI's taxonomy places the organism in Eukaryota, Metazoa, Arthropoda, Insecta, Lepidoptera, Plutellidae. Gene Ontology annotation, molecular function: transcription coactivator activity. Gene Ontology annotation, cellular component: SAGA complex. The record is from RefSeq and is a predicted model, not a curated record.
UUAAUCUUUAUGUCAAACAAAAUUGAAAUCAAAACAAACAUUUUGUAUCUUGAAAAAAUCAUGGAAAAUCAAUUUAUUUUUUAACAGUAACAGUAAAUAAUACCUACUUUCAUAAUAAUUGCUGCACUAAUUGUGAGACUAAAAUUAUAAAUGAAAAGCGACCGAGUCAGUGUACGCAUAUAGGUUACUUUUAACGAUGGCUUCAAGAAAGCUUUGGGGCGAGUUUGAAGAAGAAAAUAGAGACGAAACUAUAUUGCAAAAUGUUAACUUCAACCCGAUAAUUGAACUGGGCAUGCAGAACAUCCCCGAGAUUCCCAUCACAGUCAAGUCGUCUCCAAUAGAACUUCCACAACCGAACCUGAUUACCCACACGAUACAGCUGCACGCGUACUCCCGCCAACUGACGGCGAUCCUCGAGCAGACGGAGAACGCCAUCUUCGAUGGCGCCCGCCUCGACCCCAUGAGCAUCCCCACCAUGCCGCCGGAGCCAGUCGUCAAACUCGAACAUGAGACAGUCCCACCUAUUAACUUUGUUCCUAAAGAUUUCUGUGACUUCUCUCUCGGCAAGGGCCCCGUGAUCCUGCCGUUCACGCCCGAGAGCCACCAGCGCGCGCUGCGGCAGUGCGCCGCCAUCGCCAUCGGCCACGUGGGCCUCGCCACCGCCACCAACACCGCCCUGCAAGCCGUGGCCGACUCACUCGACUACUACAUGACCAACAUGUGCAACUUACUCAGAACUGUAGCCGACCGAGAGGCUUCUGGCCUAUCAUCUGGCUAUCCAGAUAUUGUAUCAAAAGUAUUUGCUGAAUUAAAUGUUGGUGAUCUACAAGCAUUUUACCGGAACCGCAUAGUACGGUAUCAUGCGCAAGUUAAAAGGAAAUGUGAGGAUUUGAGGGGUCAGUGUGAGAGCCUGGCUAUUGGGGAGCUGGCUCCGCAGCUGAAGCUAGAGGAGGUACCGGAGCUGCACUUCCCGGCGGCGCUGGACGGGGCGUUCACCCCGUCGCUAGAGCCCGGCUUCCAGAUGCUCCAGAGCCUCGAGCAAGAGCAGCUUGGGCUUGACCUGUUAGAUUCCGUCAGCACUGACGAUAUCAAGGUGGAGGCGAUGGAGUUCUCGCAGCCGGAAACCACUGCCAAAAUACCCUCCCUGUCACCUAUUGCUAAGAAAAAACGUAAAUAAAUUAAGUUCAUAC